CAGAUGUUUAAAAAACAGGUGAAUUUCAAGGGAACUAACGUCACUCAGGAAAUCGAAUCUACUUCACCCAACAAAUGCGCCAUUACAUGCAUACAACUUCCAGGGUGUGUUGCAUUUGAUUUUGGAGCUUCUGAUGUAAGAUGUCACUUACUGGGUAACCAGGUGUUAGAAGCAGCGAUUGAUGGCUAUAAUGUAUUUCUGCCAAUGAAUGAGGAUGGGAAAGGAGGAGAUGUUGUCCCACUCUAUUAUUUUACAUCCCAGAACUAUGGAAGUUAUGGAAUCUGUGCUGUUGUUGGGAACUCAUAUCGCUCAGAAAAUGUCGCAAACUGCAAAGAGUACUUCAAGAUACUCUCUCCAGGACUGUCGGGUGUCGAUGGAACGAUUUCUAUUCAAUCGGUAAAGUAUCCAAAUCGGUACUGGCUCGCAAGUGGAAUGGACGCAAUACUCUAUUGGGAAGAUAUUACCGCUACAAAUGACCAAACAGCGUUCAAUAACAAUGCGACGUUCAUUCUCCAUAUUGACCAAUGGUACACUGGAUGUUACACAUUUGAGUCAGCAGAAUUCCCUGGGUACUAUGUACGUCAUCAGGGAAGCAUUCACAAACUUCAUCAAAUGGUAGCAUCAAGUCUUUUCUACGGAGAUGCCAGUUUCCGGCCAGAUUCAGAUGGACAGUUUUCAGUUGAAUAAUUGAGUACUUAGAUCUCCAAAGAAUAACCUUUUAUUAGAAAUACAGUACCUUUAACAAGUAAAGACAAGGUGGAAAGUACCUAUUAAAGGAUUCAUCAU
Messenger RNA from Owenia fusiformis, 786 nucleotides. The record is from the annotation of a GenBank genome assembly. Lineage: Eukaryota; Metazoa; Annelida; Polychaeta; Sabellida; Oweniidae.